Molecule: messenger RNA, 1242 nt
Organism: Paramecium sonneborni
Lineage: Eukaryota; Ciliophora; Oligohymenophorea; Peniculida; Parameciidae
Source: the annotation of a GenBank genome assembly
AUGUUUUUAAGAAAGUCUUUUUAAUACUUAAGUAAUUAGGUUGCUCGAUCUAAAUUGGGUUAACUAUAAUAUCAAGGAAUCAUGAUGAAAGUACCUUAAGAAAUGCAAAAAGAAGAAAAUUUUGAAGAAGAUAGAUUAGUGAAAGCAUUUUUCACAAAAAAUCAUGAUUAAAUUAAAGUAUAUGGGCAUUCUCAGAAAUAAUUGAAUGAAAAAAGUAGUUCACCUAGAAACUCUUGGUAUAAGGUGGUUUUACCAUUUAAAAGUAAUCCUGAACUGAGUUUUAAAUUUAGAAGAUUUUACACUAAUCAAGUAAGAAUUGGUCGUUUGUUGGAAUUGAUGGAUUAUAUAGCAUCUACAGUUUCCUAUAAUUAUAUUUUACCAAGUAGUGGUGCCACAAUGGUAACUGCAAUGGUAGAUAAUAUAAAUUUUUUUGGAAAGAUAUCAGCAGAUUAAGAUCUUGAAAUUUAAGGAUAUGUAACUUAUGUUGGUAAUUCAUCAAUUGAAGUGUAUAUUGAUGUAAUGUAAGAGGGAGUAGUAAAUGUUUCAGCAAAUUUUCUAAUGGUAGCAAGAGAUGGCAAAGAUCAUUCAAAAGCCUACAAAGUUCCUACAAUGGAUUUGGAUGGAGAAAGAGAUAAGGAAACAGCAGAACUUAGAAGUUAUUUAGGAAAACAUAGGCAAGAAAAAAGAAAAUAAUAAAAAGAUAGAGGUCUUGAUAGAAAAGCUCCAAGUUAAGAAGAAAUAAAUGAGUUACAUAAAUUUUUUAUGAAUCCUCCAUCUGAUAUUACUAUAGAUGAAACUCAAAUUGAGAAGACACUUUUGAUGCAUAUUUAAGACAAAAAUCUUCAUGGCAAAGUAUUUGGAGGGUUUGUUAUGAGAGAAGCCUUUGAACUUGGUUGGUUAAAUGCAUAUCUUCAUGUCAAAGGAUAAGCAUUCCCAUAAAUUAUACAUAUUGAUGACAUACAAUUUCUUGCCCCUGUUGAUAUUGGUAGUGCCUUAUAAGUUUAAAGCAGAAUUACAGCUGUUAAAGAUACGAUUAUGCAUAUUGAGGUUAAUUGUUAUAAAAUAAGUCCAAACUAAUAAAAAAUAAGAUCUAAUGAUCUUCAUUUGACUUUAAAUGUUCCAGGCAUCUUGAUACCUUAAGUUCAACCUAAAACAUACAAUGAAGGUAUGUAAUGGCUUAAUGCUUGUCGUCGUAUGCAUUAUACUAUUUGAACAGAUAUAUUUUGCAUGUUUAUUCUUAUA